CCGUCGCAAGAUGGCGGCGGCCAUGCGAGGGCCCGGGCUUGUGUGUGCGCAGCGCGCAGCGGUGCGGCCCGGAGGGCAGGAGCGGCCACAGCGCUAGACCGGUUCCCAGCCCCUCUUCUCUCCUGCCAUUGCCACCACCACUCGCUUCGCUCGAGAUGGAUCUUCCCGUGGGCUCCGGCGCGGCGGGACCCAGCAACGUCCCGGCCUUCCUGACCAAGCUGUGGACCCUCGUGAGCGACCCGGACACGGACGCGCUCAUCUGCUGGAGCCCGAGUGGGAACAGCUUCCAUGUGUUUGACCAGGGCCAAUUUGCCAAGGAGGUGCUGCCCAAGUACUUCAAGCACAACAAUAUGGCCAGCUUCGUGCGGCAGCUCAACAUGUAUGGCUUCCGGAAAGUAGUCCACAUUGAGCAAGGUGGCCUGGUCAAGCCUGAGAGGGAUGACACCGAGUUCCAGCAUCCAUGCUUCCUGCGAGGCCAAGAGCAGCUCCUUGAGAACAUCAAGAGGAAAGUGACCAGUGUGUCCACCCUGAAGAGCGAGGACAUAAAGAUCCGUCAGGACAGUGUCACCAAGCUGUUGACAGAUGUGCAACUGAUGAAGGGGAAGCAGGAGUGUAUGGACUCCAAGCUCCUAGCCAUGAAGCAUGAGAACGAGGCUCUGUGGCGGGAGGUGGCCAGCCUUCGGCAGAAGCAUGCCCAGCAGCAAAAAGUUGUCAACAAGCUCAUUCAGUUCCUGAUCUCACUGGUGCAAUCGAACCGGAUCCUGGGGGUGAAGAGAAAGAUCCCCCUGAUGCUAAGUGACAGCAGCUCACCACACUCUGUGCCCAAGUACGGCCGACAGUACUCCCUGGAGCAUGUUCAUGGCCCCAGCCCAUACUCAGCUCCAUCUCCAGCCUACAGCAGCUCCAGCCUCUACACCCCAGAUGCUGUCAACAGCUCUGGACCCAUAAUCUCUGACAUCACGGAGUUGGCUCCCACCAGUCCCUUGGCCUCAUCAGGCAGGAGCAUAGAUGAGAGCAGUCCCCUGGUGCGUGUCAAGGAGGAGCCUCCCAGCCCACCUCGGAGCCCCCGGGUGGAGGAGGCGAGUCCUGGGUGCCCAUCCUCUGUGGAUACCCCCUUGUCCCCAACUGCCUUCAUCGACUCCAUCCUACGGGAGAGUGAACCUACCCCCGCCGCCUCAACCACAGCCCCAACAGACACCACUGGAGCUCGUACCUCAGCACCCCCGCCCCCCUCCACCCCUGAAAAGUGCCUCAGCGUAGCCUGCCUGGACAAUUUGGCUCGCGCUCCACAGAUGUCUGGGGUUGCCCGCCUCUUCCCCUGCCCCUCCUCUUCUUUUCUGCAUGGCCGAGUCCAGCCAGGGAACGAGCUCAGUGAUCAUUUGGACGCCAUGGACUCCAACCUGGACAACCUUCAGACCAUGCUGACCAGCCAUGGCUUCAGCGUGGACACCAGUGCCCUGCUGGACCUGUUCAGCCCCUCGGUGACCAUGCCCGACAUGAGCCUGCCUGACCUGGACAGCAGCCUGGCCAGCAUCCAGGAGCUCCUGUCACCCCAGGAGCCUCCCAGACCUGUCGAGGCAGAGAAUAGCAGCCCUGACUCAGGGAAACAGCUGGUGCACUACACAGCUCAGCCCUUGUUCCUGCUGGACCCUGACGCGGUGGACACAGGGAGCAGCGAGCUGCCCGUGCUCUUUGAGCUGGGGGAGGGUUCUUACUUCUCUGAGGGGGACGACUACACGGAUGACCCCACCAUCUCCCUGCUGGCAGGCUCUGAGCCCCCCAAAGCCAAGGACCCCACUGUUUCAUAGAGGAUCCAGGAAGAGCUUCUGGCUUGUGGCAAGCCCCCUAUCCAUAGGGCAGGACUAGUUCUGGGGACACAGAACAGACAUGCUGUCCUAGGGAGUCCUGGAUCAGCCUCCACAGUCCCAGUGAGGCACAAAUGGGGCUCUGGACUGGGCAAUGCCUCAGGUCAAAGGAGGAUCCUAAGGGCCUGUGCACCCGUUGCCUUUGCCCUUGCCCCACAUCCCCUGGUAAGGAUGGGGCUUUGCAGCCACACUUGAACUGACCCUUCAGUUUGUUUAUAGAGUUGUAUUUUGGAUUUUUACAUGAGAGACCCCUUCACAGAGAAAUAAAUAUAUACACACAGGACAGACAACAAGGAAAGAUAACUAUAAAGACAGGCUCUACUGUG
Molecule: messenger RNA, 2191 nt
Organism: Jaculus jaculus (lesser Egyptian jerboa)
Lineage: Eukaryota; Metazoa; Chordata; Mammalia; Rodentia; Dipodidae
Gene: Hsf1
Product: heat shock transcription factor 1
Exons: 14
Coding region: 156-1808 (550 amino acids)
Biological process (GO): regulation of DNA-templated transcription
Molecular function (GO): DNA-binding transcription factor activity; sequence-specific DNA binding
Source: RefSeq, a predicted model, not a curated record